GUCACGUAAGCGGGAUAAGUGACAUCCAGUUUCAUGUGCCUGUCGCUUGUUUCGCUCUUUUAUCGGCGGUAAAUAUUAAUCAUAUUCCUACGCGUAAUUCAACUAGAUCUCGAUCGAUGUUCAAAUUGUUUGAAAAAGACGAAUUAACUAAUUCAUUUACAGAUUAUGAGUGUAGUUGUAUUAAAUUAUUUAAUAUUGUUUGUGAAAAUGCAUUGUGCAAAUAUCGGUAUACUAUCUUAUGUUAAUAAUAUUGCCACCUUUUUUAUAUGAAUAACAGAAUAGCUAUAAUUAUAAUCGCAAGUGUUGAAUAAAAAUUUCGGAUAUUAUAGCUGGAAAAGUUUUAACCUAGAGGAAAGCAUUUAUUUUAUUUUAUUUAUCUACAAAGAUAACGUGAAACGCAGAGUCGUUUGAAGAGGUAAAUCUGUCCCAAGGAAAGUACAUACACAAGUUUAUCAUUUUGCUGAGAAGGAGAAACUUGAGAAAACAAACGAUCGUUAGUGUAUUUAGUGCUUCCAAUAAUUCAGUACACAAUUUUAUUCGUGCCUGCUUUAAAUAAAUGAAUGAAAUAUAUUUUCAUGCAUUAAAAAUGAGAAAGAAUUUAUGAGAAAAAAUGGUGAUGGUAAAAAAUAAUACAUAUUAAAAUACAAUUAAACUAUUAGAUAAAAUGUUUUGAUAUAUUUAUUUUAUAAUUGAGAAAAAUUAAAAGUGAAUGUUGGUUGUGAAAAAAUAUAUAAGUGAUGGAAUCUGAAUACUUGGAAAUUUCUUGGAAAACAAAAAUACAACAAAUACGAAAACGAAUUCGUGUUUUAUUUAGGGACACGUUAAAAAAAUAUAGAUCAAAGAGAAAGGGUUAUACCAGAUUUCUCACGGAUGAUGAAAAGAGGUGGCUUAUCAUUGCCGAAUAUGACUUGUCCAACCGGCUUGGAAUACCUUAUAGUCCUUGAUUAUUUAGGUAUACGGCUGAAAAAUACAAUAGAAGUCGAUCAUUUUUGGAAUGCUAAAAAUGAAUUCUUCGUGUUGAAUAUCAGAGGAGAGACAAUAUUUAAUGUUACGGAACAAUCAGAUUGGUGGGGACGUUUAUGUUUGGGUGCUUCUCGUACUUGUGAAUUUCAUGUGACUGAUACUUACGGAAGAGAAAUUCUGCGUAUGGUUCAACCUUUUACUUGUUCAUUUCAGAAGUUACAAGUGUAUUCUGAAGAUAUAUUACUCGGUUCUGUUUCACAAAAUUGUUUCUUUCUAAGGCCAACAUUUUCUAUUAAUGAUUCGACUGGGAAAACUGUUUUAAAAUUAAAAGGACCAAGGUUUCCAAGUUGUAAUAACAUAAUAGUGUAUAAGAUAAAAUCUGCAGAUGAUAAACAUAAAGUUGGACAAAUUAAAAUAACGUUUAAAAUGCUAAAUUAUUUCGUUCCUUUUACCGAUAUAACUACUGGUGAUUUCAAUAUAAAUUUUCCUUUAGAUUUAGAUGUUAAAAUUAAAAGUAUUCUUCUUGGUGCUUGUUUUUUACUCGAUUUAUUUUAUAAACGAAGAAGACAAAGUAUUUUACUAUAAAAUAAAAUAUUACAAUGAAAAAAAUAUUUAUACCAAAACGUACAAUAUCAUUAACGAUUUUGAUUUAUAAAUAUUAUUGAUUUGAUAUUUUUGUAUUUUAGUAAAUAAUUUGAAGUAAGAAUAUUAUUCAUUAUUCAAAGUAUAUUUAAUAGUGUGAGAUUUCGCGAGUUGUGUGAGAUUUAUCUUUUGAGAUUUCUAUUAAAAGACUAAAUAAGUUAUUCAAUUCCUAAAUUUUCAAUUAACUUUACAAUUCUAUAUAAUAUUAUUAUAUAAAAAUCACUUAUUAUAAAUACUAUUAUAUUUACAAAAUAAAAUUAAUAAUUUUUUUCAAAAAUAUGCAGUUCCUGUUAUAUUUUCAAAAGAGGUAAAGUUAAAGAAAAAAGUAGUAUAUUAUUACGUAUGUCUUUUUAUUCGUGUUUUAAACUCACAUUUUCAUACAUCUGAUAGUGAAACUGUCUCAGCUGCAGCAUUUAGUAUGCUAUAUUCGUCGCAGAUGUUCUUGGUUUUGGUAAAAAACGAGAAUGCAAAAACAACAUGCGUGUAACAUCCUUUCCUACAUACGUUAGAAUACUGCUGCCGGGAUGUUGCAGACAUUGCACUUGUUGCAUUUUUUUUUAACACAUCAAAGAUCGGAUUUGUAAACUAGAUUUAGAUUUCAAAAUGAAAGAGUCAAAAAUUCUUUGUUAUAGUUCAGAAUUUCUCAAUAUUCAAAAAUUAUUUUUGUCAUUAAAUUUUAUAAUAUUUAUUUAGAAACAAAAUUUAUAUAGAUUUUGUUACUUAGCAAGAAUUCUUUUACUUUUACAGAAUAUAACUUUAUUUCAAAAGAUAAUAUAAUCGUUAAAUCAACGUUUCCAUAAAAGUUUUGAAGGAUACCAAGACGAUAACAGUUUGAUAAUUGAAAUAUUGAAUAAUAUUAAAUAUUGAUAGAAAUAUUCUUUGAAAAAUGAUUCUUUUUUAUUUAUAUAAACUUAUUUUCUAUAUUUAUUAUUAUUAAAUGAUACUUCGAUUUAUUUUGACAUGAACAAAAAAUCUGUUCAUGAUUGUAAAAAAAUUAAAUAGAAUUGAAAUCGAUUUUUUUCUGCGAAACAUUGUACAGAAUUCAAAACAUCCUCAACAGCGGAAAACAUCGCGAUCCGUUCAAUCAAUGCAAAUUUUUAUAUAAUGAUUAAUUCAUUUUUGCCUCGUAGUUAGACAUUAUUACAAAUGUUGAAGAAUUUUUACGAAAUAAUACGUGUAGAUAUAAGGAUAUUUCCGAUAAAUAAAAAAAAAAAAACAAAAGAAGGUUACAGAUAAAAAGAAUAAAAAAUGAAAGAGAAAAUGAAAGAAUACUGCGUGUAUUUUUUCUACAUGCUGGAUUACAUGUUUUUAAAAAAAAUAGGAUGAAACAAAAGUAAAAUACUUUUGAAAAUAUAAUAAUGCGUAUUAUACGUAACAUAUAAUACAAGUAGCUCUUCUCUUUUUCAUUUUGUUCAUAUGGACUGAUAAAAAGGAACUUGAUUCAACGUAAGAGACAUAAUAAUAAUGGUAAUAAUAUUAAUAAUAGUAAUAAUAUUAAUUAAUAUAAUAAUAAUAAUAAUAGUAAUAGUAGUAAUAAUAAUAAU
Molecule: messenger RNA, 3149 nt
Organism: Apis laboriosa (Himalayan honeybee)
Lineage: Eukaryota; Metazoa; Arthropoda; Insecta; Hymenoptera; Apidae
Product: phospholipid scramblase 2-like
Exons: 7
Coding region: 871-1548 (225 amino acids)
Biological process (GO): plasma membrane phospholipid scrambling
Cellular component (GO): plasma membrane
Molecular function (GO): phospholipid scramblase activity
Source: RefSeq, a predicted model, not a curated record